AAAAAAAUAUGUCCCCAGACAUUUAUUUUUAGAUUCACACUGACAAUUUCUGGGGCCACUGUAUUUGAAAUGUUCAUUGUACUGGUUUGGAGUGUAACUUCUGAGAUACUCUUUUUUUUCCAAGAGGGAAAAAUGUAAAAAUGCCUUAUAUACUGUAGAGAACUUAUAGAGUUCUCUUUUCUGCACAUACUGUUCAUGUUGUUUCAAAAGUGAGUGGGGGAAAUAAAAGAUGUUGAAAUUCAUCUCUCACUGAAGGUUACUCUAUUUAUCUAUCCAGUCUACAGCAAUGCAAGCUGCCUGGAACCCGCCAGUGGGUGGGCGUAACCAAUACAGGGCUGCACAUUUAUGUUCCUCGGGGGUUGUUAGGACUCCUGGAGUUGUUAUAAAUUCGUACAUGUUCCUCAGGAUCUGUUCUCCUGGACUGACAGAUUAUAUCCUUGGAGAUUACAGACUUGGAUUGAGGAACACAAUGAACGAGGAGCGGAUGGAGAACGGAAUAGACUCCGAUGACGAUCUUCAACUCGAGGAGAUACCCGAUUACCUGAUAGACAGGAGAAGAGCCAAGUCCUUACCUGCGUAUCCCGAGCAGGUGAACCUUUACCACCAAAUCUCUCAGAACUGCAGGAAACGCGUAAAGUUCGCGGAUGCGCUCGGGUUAAAUCUGGCCAGCGUGAGACACUUCAGCACCAACGAAGAUCCCCAGAUUCCUGCCCAGGUGCUCUCCAGGCUGAAAAGUUUUUCUCUUAAUCACGACCGAGACUUCAUGGAUGACUUGUGCGUAAACCUCAAGACAAAUUUGACACAGGAGCGCCUGGUACCGGCUUUCAAGAUGCCCGUGGACUCCGGUGACUUGGAGACGCGGCUUACGCGCUGUUGCGUCGCGUUGGAAAGCGUCACGGUCACACAGUUUGAUGUGCGUGGGAUCGUAAGAGCGAUGAGCACGAGUAACAGGAGAGAGGUUGGUGUCAGGUAUACUUUCAACGACUGGCUGUCUUCCGUGGACGCUCAAGCCAUUCUGAUGCCCACCGAGCACAAAACGCACGGAGAGCGCUUCUCCUUCACCGUGUACACGCCUCCCUUCUUGGAUCCAAGCGCAUCUGUUCAUUUCGCUGUGUACAUGAAGGAUGAUAACUGUGAAUUUUGGGAUAACAAUGAUGGACUGAACUAUUCACUGAAGUACAGCUCGACAUCGUGUGAGACUGAAGCUUAUAUAAAGUGAGAUGGGCAUGCGCUUUUACGCACUGGCACGCUGCUUCAAUGCAAGGGAUUCUUUGGUGCGUUUUGACCUUAGAAAUGAUAAACACACACACACACACACACACACACACACACACACACACAAACACACACUUUCAUGAAGUUUUGUACCUGACUGUACCUUAAAGGCAUUGUUCACCCCAAAAUGUCAAUUCUGUCAUCAUUUACUCACCCUCAUGUCCUUCCAAACCCGCACGACUUUCUUUUUUUCUAUGAAACACAAAAGGACAUGUUUAGCAAAACGUCUCUGCUGCUCUUUUCCACACAAAGAUAGUGACAAAAGAAGCAAAGGCAACAAAAGUAUCAUAAAACGGGUCCAUGUGUCAUAUACGACAAAACCAAGUAUUCUUAAGCCUUUGAGGAACAGACUGAAAUUUAAGCUGUUAUUUGCUGAAAGUCUUACCCUACACUGUAACUCUCAAAACUUGUGCUUGCAUUCAGUAUGUAUAAUUCAAACUGUCUCAAGACACGCAACACCAAUGAUUUUUGAUGUGUAUGAUACAAGCGCGCAUGAGAUUUGAGAGCUAUGAUGCAGAGGAAGAUUUUCAGCAAAUAACAACUAAUAGCAAAUACAAAUUUUGGUCUGCUCAUUACAAAAAGCGAAUCUAUGGCUUCACAAGAAUUAGAAUAAAGUGCACAAGUUGUAUGGACUACUUUUAUGUCACUUAAAUGUUUUUUUUUUUUUUUUUUUUUUUUUUUGUUGAGCUUUACAGCCUCAGUCCCCAUUCACAUUCAUUGUAAGGAAAAGAGCACCUUAUCACUCAAAAAAAUAAUUUAGCCAAUUUGGGGUUGGUCCAGUAAGCCAACCUUAAUGGAAAAUGCUGACCACCUUCCAUUUCAAGUGCAUAUCAGAAAGGAUGGAGAAUAUUCCGAACAUGUGCAAGGGAUCACAAACAUCGAAAGAACUAAAUCCCUUUGGCUGGACUGUUGGGGGCAAGCACUGAAGGUGUGUGGACACUUAUUGUAUUUGUUCGAUUUCUUCUUUAUAUUGACUUUCAAAAAUAAACCCACCCUGAAAGUAUUUAUUGGAGUUAAAUGACAACCAGCUCUUGUCUUACUAUAUAUAUAUAUAUAUAUAUAUAUAUAUAUAUUGGCUAGAACACUGAUGCAACACUUUGAAAAAUGGAGGAGAAAGGAGUUUAGAAAAAAAAUGGAACAUUAGUUAAUUGAAAUAGGCCUGAUACAUCCCUGUACAUUAGUACAUUACACUGUACACUGAUACAUUAAUUGUGGGUGUUUUAGUUUUUGAGAGCAAACAGUCCAUAUAUUUUAAAGGAGGUGAAGUUAUGAAGUUACCUCUAAAGUCAACAGCAAGUAGCAUAUCUGACCCUUACAUUACUUAACACAUAAUCAAAUGUAUAUUAUUAACUGCCUAAAUAGAGCAAAUGCAUUACAUCUGACUUAAAUGCAAAGAUUUAAGAUGUUAAAACAUAACAAAAUGGUAUGCAAACUCAUAUUUUAAACUGGCUUCAAAAAUCACUGCUUUGAAUGGGUCUAUUUAAAUACAGUAAAUCUCCCUCAAAGCAAAGAGAACAUUUAGUGUGUAUUCAUGUUUACAUUUUGUUUGACAUUUUGAUUUAAUGUUAUGGGACUACCUGUCAAAUACUUUGAGCCAAAAUAGCUCCAAAUGAAAUAUCCAAUAAAAAGUGUUACUUUAAUUCUCAUGAACACUGUAAUGAUUAAUGCAAAAAUGCCUCUGUCAAAAGUAUGUGCCUCAUGAAUAAAUGUAAAUUUGCAUGCAUAAUUUUAUUUAGAUCUCACCAUCUCUGUUUACAUGACACAGUUAUAACUGGGCCACAUAUUAAACUAUGAACAAACAUGCUUUAGCAAAACUGUUUGCUUUUCUAUGCACAACCUGCCUCUCUUUUUUUAUCAUCAAUGAUUGAAAACUAAUAGAAUGAGCUAUUUUAAAACAAUCGGAUCAAUGUGGAUGAUACACAGAGUAGAAACGGGUUAGAAAUGACUAUAUAGAGCAGUGCAUGUUGUCAACUGCUUCAGGACACAGAUUUUAUAUUAUGAAUGAAGUGGCAACCCAACACAAUGCUUAAAAUCAAACAUGAAAUGUAUUAACAUUACAAUGAACUGUAACUGUUUGGUUCAGCCACCAAAUCAGACAGAAGGAAACUACAAUGGACAGUCAGGACUGCUGAGAGGGUUAUUGGUGCCCCCCUGCCCACCCUCCAAGACCUGUAUGUCUCCAGACUGAGGAAACGUGCAGGUAGAAUCACUCUGGACCCCACACACCCUGACCACUCCCUCUUUGAACUGUUGCCCUCUGGCCGGCGCUACAGAGCAUUGAGUACCAGGACAUCCAGGCACAAGAACAGUUUUUAUCCUCAGGCCAUUUUCCACAUGAACAAUUAAACUGCCUCAGGACUCCCCUAUAGUGCAAUAAUGUAAAUACAUAUCUCAUGUACACAUGUAAAUUCACAUAUUUAAUUCAAUAACUGUACAUACCCCUACCUUGCACAUACAUUAACACUUGCACAUGUACAUACACCAUUCUGUUAUAUGUCCUACUAUUUGUAUGUCUGUUUAUACUCUUACCUUGUUUUAUAUUCUGUGUCUAAAUGUAAUGUUCUGUGUGCACUUGUUUCUCCUAUCAUCCAAAAAAAAAAAAAAAAAAAUAAUAAUAAUAAAUAAAAAAUAAAAAUUC
This is a messenger RNA of Myxocyprinus asiaticus (Chinese sucker), 3913 nucleotides long. Its product is annotated as protein phosphatase 1 regulatory subunit 3D-like. Gene Ontology annotation, biological process: regulation of glycogen biosynthetic process. The record is from RefSeq and is a predicted model, not a curated record. The coding region runs from base 287 to 1219 and encodes 310 amino acids. Gene Ontology annotation, cellular component: protein phosphatase type 1 complex. Lineage: Eukaryota; Metazoa; Chordata; Actinopteri; Cypriniformes; Catostomidae. The transcript has a single exon. Gene Ontology annotation, molecular function: protein phosphatase 1 binding; glycogen binding.